Messenger RNA from Diceros bicornis minor, 486 nucleotides. RefSeq names its product cornifin-B. NCBI's taxonomy places the organism in Eukaryota, Metazoa, Chordata, Mammalia, Perissodactyla, Rhinocerotidae. The transcript has a single exon. The coding region runs from base 10 to 279 and encodes 89 amino acids. The record is from RefSeq and is a predicted model, not a curated record.
CUUUGAAGCAUGAGUUCUCAGCAGCAGAAGCAGCCCUGCACCCCACCCCCCCAGCUUCAGCAGCAUCAGGUGAAACAGCCCUGCCAGCCUCCACCCCAGGAACCAUGUGCACCCAAAACCAAGGAGCCGUGCCACUCCAAGGUGCCGGAGCCCUGCCACCCCAAGGUGCCGGAGCCCUGCCACCCCAAGGUUCCGGAGCCAUGCCACCCCAAAGUUCCAGAGCCAUGUCCCUCAAAGGUCAUUCCAGAGCCAGCUCAGCAGAAGACCAAGCAGAAGUAAUGUGGUCCACAACCAAACCCUUGAGGAGCCGUCCACAGGAUGCUGAAUCCCCUCUCCCACUCUGCUCACGCAUCCUGCUUACAGUUAGCAUGCUGUCACCCUUAGUCAUAACCCCUCCCUCUAAAAAGCUAUGCACCCUCUAAAAAGACAUCUCUCACACUCACUCUGGAUGGCUGCUGAGCCUCUGAAUGAGGCUGAAACUCUCAC